AUGGCCUCAUCCAGCGGAAUGCUGCGCAAGGGCAUCACAUCCAUCGUUCCCCGGACUACGGUGGGAAGAGCUGCCCUUCCUGCUUUCCAACGACAGCUCCAUGACGGCCAAGCACGAUCGCAAAGCACCAGCUUAUUAGGACUCCAGAACAACAACCCUAAUAUCCCAACCUCCUACUUCCAACGCCCCUCGCUACCUGCCAAUACCAUUGUUCGAUUUGUACCCCAACAAACCGCGUGGAUUGUUGAGCGCAUGGGAAAGUUCAACAAGAUAUUGGAACCAGGCCUUGCUAUUCUAGUACCAUUCCUUGACCGGAUAGCAUACGUCAAGAGCUUGAAGGAAUCUGCAAUAGAGAUACCCAGCCAGAGUGCCAUCACGGCGGACAAUGUUACGCUUGAGCUUGAUGGCGUCCUAUAUACCAGAGUAUUCGAUGCUUAUAAAGCAAGUUAUGGAGUUGAAGACGCCGAAUACGCUAUCUCCCAGCUAGCCCAAACAACUAUGCGUUCAGAAAUUGGCCAGUUGACGCUCGAUCAUGUCCUGAAGGAGCGCGCGGCUCUCAAUACCAAUAUCACACAGGCCAUCAACGAAGCAGCACAAGACUGGGGCGUCGUCUGCCUCAGGUAUGAAAUUAGAGAUAUCCAUGCACCGGAAGGUGUCGUGGAAGCCAUGCACAGACAAGUCACGGCCGAGCGAAGCAAGAGAGCAGAGAUUCUGGAUUCCGAGGGCCAGAGGCAGAGUGCUAUUAAUAUUGCCGAGGGAAGGAAACAGAGUGUUAUUCUGGCGUCUGAGGCAUUGAGGAGUGAGCAGAUCAAUAUGGCUAGUGGUGAGGCGGAAGCGAUCUUGCUGAGAGCGAAAGCUACGGCUGCAGGUAUUGAGGCAGUUGCGAAGAGCAUAAUGGAAGGAAAGGAAUCUGCCCAAAAUGCUGUCAGUCUCAGCGUGGCGGAGAAGUAUGUGGAUGCGUUUGGCAAAUUGGCAAAGGAAGGCACUGCGGUUGUUGUACCAGGGAAUGUUGGCGACAUUGGAAGCAUGAUUGCAAGCGCAAUGGCAGUGUAUGGACAGGUCGGAGAUGCCCAGGCUAAGACAAUAGCAGCGAGGACGUUGGAAGCCCAGAAGUCCGCAGCACAGGAGGGUUCGGAGAGCCAGCCGUCUCAAGCAGAGUCACCAAACGACGAGAUGAAGAGGAGCAUGCUCGAUUCUUUUGAGAAUGCGAGAAAAAAGAAGUGA
Molecule: messenger RNA, 1224 nt
Organism: Venustampulla echinocandica
Lineage: Eukaryota; Fungi; Ascomycota; Leotiomycetes; Helotiales; Pleuroascaceae
Exons: 2
Coding region: 1-1224 (407 amino acids)
Cellular component (GO): membrane
Source: RefSeq, a predicted model, not a curated record